AUGGCUCGUUCAUCUAAUAGUUUCAUUCAACAACAAAAUUAUGAUUAUUUUCUUGUACUUGAUUUUGAAGCAACAUGUGAUGAAGAAAGAAGAAUUCAUCCAAUUGAAAUUAUCGAAUUUCCUGUUUUAAAAAUAAAUGCACGUACAUUUCAAUGUGAAUCGACAUUUCAUACAUACGUAACACCAACGAGCAAUCCACAAUUAACUAAAUUUUGUACAAAUUUAACUGGCAUAACUCAAGAUAUGGUAACAGAUCAACCGAAACUUGAUGAGGUUCUAAAAAACUUUCACGCAUGGCUUACAAAUGAAAAACUUCUUGACUCGAAUGUUAAAUUUAUUUUUGUUACUUGUGGUGAUUGGGAUCUAUACACAAUGUUACCUAGUCAAUGUAGUUACUUUCAUUUGCCACGUGCUGAAUAUUUCGAUCGGUGGAUUAAUAUUAAAAAAUCAUUUAAUAAAGCUGUAGGGAAAUAUUCACGUGACGGUAUGAUGGGCAUGUUAAACGAUCUUAAUAUUCAACAUGCUGGAAGACAUCAUAGUGGUAUUGAUGAUUGUAAAAAUAUUGCGGAAAUAUUAAAAGUAUUAGCCGAACGUGGAUAUGUUUUUCAUGAAAAUAGAAAAUACUAA
Molecule: messenger RNA, 627 nt
Organism: Rotaria socialis
Lineage: Eukaryota; Metazoa; Rotifera; Eurotatoria; Philodinida; Philodinidae
Source: the annotation of a GenBank genome assembly